AUGAACACUGCCAUUGGGUGCAGGGCCUUCAGGGGGGGAGUUUUGGGGGAGUUUGUGGGUGUCUACAGAUCCCCCUUACCUGUCCUCCUGCAGUGUGUGGUCGGAGGAGCAGCAGUAGUGGUGGUGCAGACUGACAAAGCUGUGCACGGUUUGACUGGAGGGCAACACGGAGCCAUGACCCAGGCUCCCAGAGGAGGAGAGGAGUGUGGGGGACCCCGAGAGAGACCGCGGCCGCACACUGACCGGAAGCAAGCAAAAGCACACACAACACAACAUGUACAGACACAGACAGACCAUAGACAGCGGGUGAAGCAGGAGUGA
Molecule: messenger RNA, 321 nt
Organism: Knipowitschia caucasica
Lineage: Eukaryota; Metazoa; Chordata; Actinopteri; Gobiiformes; Gobiidae
Source: the annotation of a GenBank genome assembly